Molecule: messenger RNA, 1638 nt
Organism: Pedinophyceae sp. YPF-701
Lineage: Eukaryota; Viridiplantae; Chlorophyta; Pedinophyceae
Source: the annotation of a GenBank genome assembly
AUGACGCAAGCGACGUGUGGGCGAGCCAGGACGCCACUUGCUGCCUCCCCUCGCGCGACGCGGCCCGCACAGCGCAGCAGGACGCGCCUCGCCGUGAUGCGGCCGACCGACAUACCCAUCUUCGUGCUGGCUGACAGCUACAAGGCCACCCACUGCCAGCAGUACCCGGAGGCCCAGAGGAUGGUCGCGUACGGAGAGUUCCGGCGUGGGUUCGAGAAGGACGUGGAGGACACGCGGUUCGUGUGCUUCGGAAUGAGGUACAUCAUCGAGAAUUACCUGCUCCGGCAGUGGACGAUGCAAGACGUGGAAAUGGCGGACGCCUUCUACAAGUCCCACCUCGCGCCCGGGAACACCGCGUUCCCGUGGCCGCGCGACCUCUUCGAGCGCUUCGUGCGCGAGAACAACGGGUACUUCCCCCUCAAGGUCCAGGCCCUCCCGGAAGGCACCGUCGCGAACGCCAGGGUGCCUGUGUACCAGAUCACCGCGGAGGGCGACUACUCGCGGCUCGUCACCUUCCUGGAAACCAUCCUCACGCAAGUGUGGUACCCCUCGACCGUGGCCACCUCCUCCCGCCGCGCCAAGGCCGUGAUCGCGCGCGGGUUCGAGGCCACGGUCGACGGCGGCGCCGACAACCCGCUGCUGUCCGUGACGCUGCACGACUUCGGGUUCCGGGGCUGCGCGACCGUCGAGCAGAGCAUCCUCGGUGGCUGCGCGCACCUCCUGAACUUCCGCGGCACCGACACCAUGUCGGCGGCGUUCUACGCCCAGUUCCACCUCAACGGCGGCAAGCCCGUCGGGUCGUCGAUCCCCGCGACAGAGCACAGCGUGAUGACGGCGUGGCCGACGGAGACGGAGGCGUUCCGCAAGAUGAUAUCGGAGUUCGGCGACGGCAUGUUCAGCGUCGUGUGCGACAGCUACGACUACGUGCACUGCCUGGAGCGCGUCCUGCCGGCCAUCGCCAAGGAGAAGACAGCCCGGGGGGGGUACAUGGUGCUGCGGCCGGACUCGGGCAACCCCGUGGAGUGCGUCCUGCAGGCGCUGCGCGCGAUGGACCGCGAGUUCGGGUCGACGGUCAACAGCAAGGGCUGCAAGGUGGUCAACGGCGGGGGCGUGAUCCAGGGCGACGGGAUCAACACGCAGACGAUCGCGGACAUCGUCGACGCGUGCGUCGCGGAGAAGUUCUCCCUCCAGUGCGUGGCCUUCGGCAUGGGCGGCGGCCUCCUGCAGAAGGUCAACCGCGACACCAUGUCCUUUGCGACGAAGCUGUGCCACAUCGUGGGCCCGGACGGCGUGGGGCGCGACAUCAUGAAGAACCCCCGCACGGACAUGUCGAAGGCGUCCUUCCCGGGGGAGCUCAAGGUCGUCCGGGUCGACGGCGUGCCCACGGCCUUCCCCGCGGAGGCCGCGCUGCCGCCGAACGCCGACGGCGAGGACCUGCUCGAGGUGGUGUACGACUCCGGGCCCGUCGAGGGCUGCCGGCUGCUGAAGGAGGACUUCGACACGCUGAUCGCGCGCGUGGAGGCGGAGUGGGCGGCGUGUCCGCCGACGUACCAACCGGUGUCGGAGUCGCUGCAGCGGAAGAUCGAGGCGCGGCGCGCGGAGCUGGAGCGCGGCAUGGCGGUCGCGGCGCCCGAGUGA